Lagopus leucura (white-tailed ptarmigan) is the source of this 2523-nucleotide messenger RNA. RefSeq names its product trichoplein keratin filament binding (gene TCHP). The record is from RefSeq and is a predicted model, not a curated record. The coding region runs from base 4 to 1419 and encodes 471 amino acids. Gene Ontology annotation, biological process: apoptotic process. Gene Ontology annotation, cellular component: keratin filament. NCBI's taxonomy places the organism in Eukaryota, Metazoa, Chordata, Aves, Galliformes, Phasianidae. The transcript is spliced from 10 exons.
GCCAUGGCGCUGUGGCGGGCGACGCGUGGCCGGGCUCUGGAGCGGCGGUGGGAGCAGGAGGCGCAGAGCCGGCUGUGCUGGGAGAGCUACAGCCGCUCGCUCGCCCGCGCCGCGAUCUGCUGCUCCGCUCAGGCACGGUGGAGCGCGCCGCGGGGUGCGAGCGGCCCGAGCCUGGGGCGGCGGCAGGCGGCGGAGCGGCUGGAGCAGCGCAGGGAGCGGCUGCGGGAGCUGCUGAGCGACGAGCGGGACGCGCUGGAGGCGGAGCUGCGGGCGGGCGGCGGGACGGAGCCGGAAGGGGAACGGGAGCGCUGCGCGGAGCUGAGGGCCGCCCGCGAGGAGCGCAGGAGGCGGGUCGCCGAGCGAUUGCUGCACCAGCACUGGAAGCAGAACUGCGCUGAGCUCCGGGAGGUGGAGUCAGAGCUGCACAAGAAAAGUGUGGUGGAGUCCUGGGGUGAGCAGCUGAAGCAAAAGCAGCAGCAAGGAGCAACAGAACGAGAAGAGAGAAAGCUUUAUGAAAAUGAGUAUGAAAUUGCACGAAGGGAGGCUCUGGAAAGAAUAAGACAAGAGGAAGAGAAACGUCGGCUGGAAAACAAGAAACAAGCAGAGAUGUUGCUUCAACAGAUAGAAGAACUGAAGUUACGGGAGGCAGAGGCAACAAAGCUGAAGAAAGAACAAGAAAACUUAUUAAAGCAGCAAUGGGAGCUGGAAAGCUUAGAAGAAGAGAGAAAACAAAUGGAAGAGUACCGGAAGAAGACUGAGCUUGGUCGCUUUCUGAGGCAUCAGUGUGAUGCCCAGUUGAAGAGACGAGCCCAGCAGAUACAGGAGGAGCUGGAAACAGACAGACAAAUCUUAUUAGCCCUCCUCGAGAAAGAAGAGGAGGAUCAGCGCCGCCAGUCUGAAAGACGAGAGCGAGCUGUUGCAGAUGCUGCCUGGAUGAGACGUGUCAUUGAGGAGCAGCUCCAGUUAGAAAAAGAGAGGGAGGCAGAGCUACAGAUCAUUUUUAGAGAAGAAGCAAGAAAAGUGUGGGAGAAGAGGAAAGAACAAUGGGAAAGAGAGAAGAUGGCCAGAGAUCGCCUGAUGAAUGAGGUCCUUGCAGGCAGGCAGCGCCAGAUCCAGGAGAAGAUGGAGUUAAACAGACAGGCCCAAGAAGAGUCUAUAAAGCAGCGAGAGCAACUGAUUAAAGAGCUUGAGGAGGCAAAAGAACUGACAAGGCGAGAGAAAGAGCAAGAGAAGGAACUGAAAACAGCUCGCAGACAGGAAUUGGAAGCUCAGCUGGCAGAACGGCGCUUACAAGAGCAAGAGGAGCAGGAACGCCAGAGGGAGGAGGAGGAGCAGGAGAGAUCAAACAAGCAGCGCUGUGCAGAGCUGGUGCAGCAGGAGGCCAGGAGCAUGGCUGAGCAGGGCUACUGCAGCAGGUAGCAGUGCAGCAAGGAAGUCAUCCUAAGGCUCAGGGGCAUCAGGAAGGAUGACAGCCUCAAAUGUGAAACUAAACGUGUGCAGUUGUUAAAGUUCUUGCAGCAGUGCGUCUGUGCUGUUCAAUCUUUUCCUCUUCUGUUGUGCUGAAAAUGAAUCUGAGUUUGUGUUACUCUGCUUAACCACAUGCCCAGAAGACCAUGUUUCUCAUACUAAACUAGGAACAGGCAACUCGCUGUCAUUUAAUAGAUAGUAGCUAGAAGAGCCAGAGAAAGGUGGAGGGGGGUGUUAAUGCACCAGAGCAUCCACUAAAAGUGACUUAUUUUUCAUGAUAAUAGUCUGCAUUUGCUACUGUGUGUUCUUUGCCUGCUGGGCAGCGUGUGUGCAAAAUUAAUGAUAAAGCCCAUAAAGUAGCCAUGAUGUUUUGUUUCACUGUUAGCUCUGUGGUCACCCAAAAGCAGCGUGGACCUGAAUGUUAUCAUCCUUUCUAACUGAGGAGAGAGCACAAAAUGAAGCUGUGGGUGAUGAGAACACUUUGAAGAAUUGAGGAACUCCUGAAAUAAUUAUGGCUGUGGGUUGGCCUGCAGCGAUGCCAGGACUCAACUCAGAAGUUGUGCUUCUGAAAAUAUCUGGCUGUGACACAACUGAACACCAGAUCAAUUUUCUGCUGACGUUAAUAGAGCUGGAGGUUUGAGCAUGCUUGGAGGGCUGCACCCUGAACUGCUCUGCUUACUCCAUGUUCAGGAGACACGAUGCAUUCCAGUAAGUGCUACACUGGGUUAAAACAGCAAAGAAGUCAAACUUCUGCUGUGGACCUGAAACGUGGAAGAACCUGUGCCUCCUGUGGAACAGGAACUGUGAGCCUUUAGCUGCUGCUUUCUGUUUAAGCUUUAAAAUCCCCAUUCCCACCUCUGAAGGAGGACGUGCCUGGGAGCCCCUGCUGUCUUUUUAGGGUUGCUUCGUGACCCAUCUCAGAUCAGUAAGAUUGGUAACUUGGCAGUAAUUGUUAACGUGCCCAGUUCCUCUCCAGGACAUAUUGAAAGCUUCCAUAAGCUUUUGCUUUAUUUUUUUUCCUCUCCCUUGUUUCACAGUGAAUAAUUACAAGCUGAA